GCAGGACGACGACGACCGGGACAGCCAGAGCUGCGGUGACAGCGACGACAGCAGCGACAGAUCCAGGAUAAGCCUCAGCCCAGAGGUCGACCUCGACUACAGCCUCGACAUGAUGGCCUCGGACUCCUUUGCGCCCUCGUCUCUGCCUCUACGACAGCAGCAGCACUCCCACUCCCACGGCCACCGCAUCUCACACAACCACCGUGCUGCCUCGCCGCCUCUCGAGGGCGACGAGCGCGAGUUUACCCUCACCGCCAGCAUGGUCAGGGAGCGCACGACCGGUGACGACGGCCAGGCAGGCAAGUUGCGCGGUCUCCUGCUUGAUUCGCCGCCAGCCUCGCUCGAUCUCCAGGUCGACGACAUGGACGCCUCGCCCUAUCUCGACGGCCAGGCUGCCUCCGACCAGGGCGAGUACGGCCACCACCAGUACGACGACUACUUUAGCAGGCCCAUCGACAUCCCUACCACCACCACUCUUAACUCUACUUCCCAGUUACGCUGCCUGUUGCGCUCAGUUGCGUCUCCCGGUGGCGGUGGCGGGUGGCGCAUUCGGACGGAUGAGCAGUUGGAUUACGGUCCGUCCAGGCCAGUCCAGUUCGAAUAA
Molecule: messenger RNA, 604 nt
Organism: Trichophyton rubrum CBS 118892
Lineage: Eukaryota; Fungi; Ascomycota; Eurotiomycetes; Onygenales; Arthrodermataceae
Exons: 2
Coding region: 110-604 (164 amino acids)
Source: RefSeq, a predicted model, not a curated record